Messenger RNA from Hylaeus anthracinus, 1800 nucleotides. RefSeq names its product serine-enriched protein. Lineage: Eukaryota; Metazoa; Arthropoda; Insecta; Hymenoptera; Colletidae. Gene Ontology annotation, molecular function: protein binding. The transcript has 9 exons. The record is from RefSeq and is a predicted model, not a curated record. Bases 533 to 1657 code for a protein of 374 amino acids.
CUCGGCGCAGUCGUGUCCCCUCGGCCGAAAACGACCACCGUUUUCGUAUCCCUGUGCGCGGGUUCCAUUCACGAAUCCGUGCUGCGAAAACCUGCCACCUCUGCGCGGUCGCUGAAAAAGGGUGGAAGCGUGGACGAGCGUUGGUGUUCGUCGCGAAACGAGGUCGUCGAAGGCGUCGUCGUCGUUGAACUCGACAGGCGUGUCGUGAAAUCGUUGCUCGGUCAGGGUUGGCCCUGAAAGCAACAGGGUUGCCCGUUUCCUCGACGUCGAAAAGGGUUGGCCUGCUCGGAAGAGUUCAUUUCAGUUCGUCCGGUUACGACGGUUAAAGGUUCCCUUCACCGAGGAUCUUCGUUUCGGGGCGCAUCAACGCGAGAUGUUCUAGGGUCGACGCCGGACGUCGUCGGCUAUGAACGCGGUGGAUUAUGCCUGAUCGUGGAACCGAGGAAAGGAGAUAAAAGUGUUUUUUCGGGGCAAAAGCAACCCGGCGGGCGAGGGGGCUCCGGGAUCCGAGCAACAGGAAAAUACGGGCUCGAUGCCGGAGGCUUCGGGAUCAGGGUUGGCCGACGAGGCGGAUUAUUCGACUUUCGAGAAUAAGACCGGCUUGGCCGACGACAUGAAGUUUCUGGCGAGAAUGCCAGAACUCUGCGAUGUGACCUUCCUCGUCGGUGAGACCAGAGAGCCAGUUUGCGCUGUGAAGGCUGUCCUGGCGGCGAGGAGUAGAGUGUUCCACAGAAUGCUUUACCAAGCGCCGAGUCCGCAGCGCAAGAAGGAACCACCGCCGCGGGAAAACAAGAUACGUCUGUUCCUGAAGAGAAGCUCCGAGCCGCUGCUGAACCUGCAGAACGCGGCGCAACAGCGGUCAGGGUUCACGCAGCAGUUGGCUCCCAUACAAGAGCCACAGCCGAAUCAGCAUCACACUUUAAUCAUCGAGGAAUUCGAACCGGACGUGUUUCGACAGUUGAUCGAGUACAUCCACACGGGAUGCGUGAUGCUACAGCCUAGAACAUUAUUGGGUGUAAUGAAUGCUGCUGAUUACUAUGGAUUAGACGAGCUUAAGAAAGCUUGCUCCGGAUUCGUGCAGUGCUGUAUAACGGUGGACACGGUGUGCGCUUUACUGGCAUCAGCCGAACGAUACAUUCAGUACAAAUGUACAAAAUCUUUGGUCCAAAGGGUGCUGGAAUUUGUCGACGACCAUGGCAACGAAGUGUUGAAUCUAGGAUCCUUCACUUUGCUUCCUCAACAUGUAGUUCGUUUAAUCCUGGCAAGGGAGGAGCUUCGCGCCGACGAGUUUGCCAAGUUCCAAGCGGCCUUGAUGUGGAGCAAGAAAUACUACGACAGCAAUCAGACCACGCCCUUGAAGGACGUCAUCGGCAACUUUCUAGAGUACAUCCAAUUCCACAAAAUUCCCACGAACGUGUUGAUGAACGAGGUCCGCCCCUUAAACCUGGUACCCCACGAAAUCAUGAUGAACGCGUUGGCCUAUCAGGCAGACCCAACCAGUAUCGACCCGGGAAAACUCUCCCCCCACAGAGUGAGGCGGCCAGGUUGCAGCAUGUCGGUGCAGUCCUCUGUGGAUCAGCGCGGUAGCACCACGACAUUGAGCUCGAGUGGUUCCGACGCAGGCUCCGAUCAGAAACAACAUUCAGGUAGCAACUAACCUCCGGCCACGGCCGCACUGACCGCGGCCGUUUCGGACGAGUCCCGACGCGAGGGAAUUCCUAUUAACGAUGCGGUCUCGCACCCGCUUGAAGGUAAAAACAGCACAGCGGAGCAGGAAACGGCCAACGAGCAGCUGCAACG